UUCUAUAGCGAAGAGAGCUAUCUAGAUAAUUAUCUUACUGGUCUUAAAAAUAUAAUUAGGUAUUUAAAGCAUUUCUAUAGCCUAAAUACUAUUAAGGCUAAAUUCUCUAAUAAUCUUACCGAUGCUAAUAUUCUUAAGGAAAAUCUUAUAAUAGUUUAG
Molecule: messenger RNA, 159 nt
Organism: Paecilomyces variotii
Lineage: Eukaryota; Fungi; Ascomycota; Eurotiomycetes; Eurotiales; Thermoascaceae
Exons: 1
Source: RefSeq, a predicted model, not a curated record